AUGUCGUCUACUGCUACACCGGCUGCCCUUGAUGCCUCAAAAUUGGUCAUUCACAAGACCGAGAAUCCAAAGCAAAAGUUGCCAAAUGAAAAGUUGGUUUUUGGAAGAUCUUUCACGGAUCACAUGCUAGAGGUCCCAUGGCACAAGACCUCCGGAUGGGGAACUCCGGUCAUCAAGCCAUACGGAAACAUCACAUUGGAUCCAUCUGCCAUCGUCUUCCACUAUGCUUUUGAGUUGUUUGAAGGUAUGAAGGCUUACAAGGACGCCAAGGGACACAUCAGAAUUUUCCGUCCUGACAAAAACAUGACGAGAAUGAACAAGUCCGCCAGCAGAAUUUGCUUGCCAACGUUUGACAGCGAGGAGUUGAUCAAGUUGAUCGGUGAGCUCUUGAAACUUGACAAGUCUUUCAUUCCUGACCAGAGAGGAUACUCUCUGUACAUUAGACCAACCAUGAUUGGUACUACCACCGGAUUGGGUGUUCAUGCCCCAGAGGAUGCUCUUUUGUACGUCGUCUGCUCACCAGUUGGUCCAUACUACUCCACAGGCUUCAAGGCUGUGAGGUUGGAGGCCACCGAUUACGCUGUUAGGGCAUGGCCAGGUGGUGUUGGUGACAAGAAGUUGGGUGCUAACUACGCUCCUUCUGUCAAACCACAGUUAGAGGCUGCUUCCAGAGGCUACCAGCAGAACUUGUGGUUGUUUGGCCCAGACAAGCACGUCACUGAAGUUGGUACCAUGAACUUUUUCGUUGCUUUCCAGGACAAGAAUGGAAAGAAGGAGUUGGUUACUGCUCCAUUGGAUGGUAUGAUCUUGGAGGGUGUCACCAGAGACUCCAUCCUUAACUUGUGCAAGGAGAAGUUGGACAAGAGCGAGUGGACCAUCUCUGAGAGAUACUGCUCGAUCAAAGAGAUCCAGGAGAAAGCCCAGAAGGGUGAAGUUCUAGAAGCUUUUGGUUCCGGAACUGCUGCUGUUGUUUCCCCAGUCAAGGAGAUUGGUUACGAUGGACAGCACAUCAAGAUACCAUUGCUUCCAGGUGAAGAGGCUGGUGCCCUCACUAAGCAGAUUGCUCAGUGGAUUGCCGAGAGACAGUAUGGUAUUGUUGAGAGUGACUGGUCCAGGGUUAUCGAUUAA
Messenger RNA from Brettanomyces bruxellensis, 1128 nucleotides. It is a transcript of the gene BAT1, whose product is annotated as Mitochondrial branched-chain amino acid (BCAA) aminotransferase. Lineage: Eukaryota; Fungi; Ascomycota; Pichiomycetes; Pichiales; Pichiaceae. Bases 1 to 1128 code for a protein of 375 amino acids. Gene Ontology annotation, molecular function: branched-chain-amino-acid:2-oxoglutarate transaminase activity. Gene Ontology annotation, cellular component: mitochondrion. The record is from RefSeq and is a predicted model, not a curated record. Gene Ontology annotation, biological process: L-leucine biosynthetic process; L-valine biosynthetic process. The transcript has a single exon.